AUGAGGCAAGAACUGCGUCCUAUCAACCUCAAAGGGACAUGUCGACUGAAGGGUUUUCCUUAUGAUAUAAUUGUGAUGGAACUGUUCGAAUCCGCUGUGACUCUUUCUGCGGGCACAAACUUCAACAUUUGUCGUCGCAGAUUCAAGAUGGCCUGUCUCUCAUCACUCGCAAACUCUUCCAUUUGCUCCUUGCGACGCCAAUGCUGCACCUGGUGUUCGAAACCGUCCUUGGGGAGUGGGCCAUCGAUACCUGUCUGGUAUUGGUUCCCCAUUGUUGUCAAAGAAUAUGUCACGGCCGUCCCAUUGCUACCACCAGCUAUCUGGCAAAUCGAUGCUGUCGGGUCCGGCGCGGAGAACGUCGAUAUAUUGGGAAACGAGUUCAUCCGGACAAGAGAUCUCCGUGGUAAAGAAUGGGCAGACCCAAAGACCAGAUAUCAGCAGCAAAUGAUUAAGGACUAUCAGGCUCGGAUCUGGCCUCAGGUGGACUGGUUCCGAGAGGAGUGUGACUGUUUUGUGCCUGACGAUGAUGAGAUGCUGGAGCGAAUGCCUCGCCAGAGCCACUGA
Histoplasma mississippiense is the source of this 564-nucleotide messenger RNA. RefSeq lists its product with no specific name. Bases 1 to 564 code for a protein of 187 amino acids. NCBI's taxonomy places the organism in Eukaryota, Fungi, Ascomycota, Eurotiomycetes, Onygenales, Ajellomycetaceae. The transcript is spliced from 5 exons. The record is from RefSeq and is a predicted model, not a curated record.